Molecule: messenger RNA, 729 nt
Organism: Knipowitschia caucasica
Lineage: Eukaryota; Metazoa; Chordata; Actinopteri; Gobiiformes; Gobiidae
Source: the annotation of a GenBank genome assembly
AUGCCCUGGGGCUCCACAUUUACCGCAGAUGGGGCGGCCCUGUGCAUCCCAUCGGUGGACCAGGAGUGGCGUGAAGUUCUGUCCCUGAAGAAGGACGUGGCGCUGACUGUGCUGAGCCGCCACAUGGUCCGAGCAGAGGCCCAACUGAGAGUGGACUCGGCCCUGGCCUGGGAGCAGCAGCAGCAGGAGGUUCUGACCCGACUGCGCCUCCAGAACCUGCGGCUGGACUCUCGGAUCCACAGACUGCAGCAGGAGCUCCAGGAGGCGGACCGCAACGCCACCAACCCCUUCCAGAGGCAGUACGAGAGGCUACAGACCCGCACCAGCGAGAGGAAGAGGAGGAGGCAGAGGAGGCAGCAGGAGGCCAGAGGAGCCCAGGCCAGGCUGCUUCAGAGACUGCAGAUGCAGAGCCACACGAAGCAAAGACUGCAGAACACUGAGGCACAAAUCCAGCACCAACGGGAGAAACUGGCCGAGGUGGACGCCAUCUUGGCUCAACGCAGAGACGCACUAACACGCGUCAAACGGGCGGUCAGCUCUCUGCAGAAGGACCGGGGUCGGCUGAGGGAGCAGUGUGGCCUCAUGGGAAAUGUAGUCCUCCUGAAGGACUAUCACAGCACCCAACAGGCCAUGGCUGCACUGGAGGGAAAGCUGCAGGAGUUAAAGUGUCGUCAGGCGGAUUUAGAGUUUGACUUUGAGCAAAGGAAGAAGAGGUUUCAGACAAUUUGA